AUGGCGUCGGCAAAGGAUGAAAAGAAGGCCAUGGGCAAGGCCGAGGGCGACCAGUUCGAGUUCUCACUGGAGGAAAUGGGAGUGGAGGACAUAAACAAGCGGAUCUUGACCGAACAAAGCUCCGAGAUCAAGAGCAUUGAAAAGGACUUAACGCAAAUCAACGAGAUGUUCAAGGACAUGCGCCACAUCGUUGAGGAAGCAACCCCGCAGCUGGAUGCCGUGGAGGAAAAGGUGUCUGGGACCAAGGCAGCUACGGAAGAAGGCACAGUAACGUUGAUGCAGACAAUGCGGGCGGUGAUCAUGGCCAGAUGGAAGAAGCUGCUGAUUGCCGCCAUUAUCCUGGCCCUCAUCAUCGUGGUGGCGAUCAUUGUCGCGAUCAUUGUGGUGUCCAACACCUAG
Acanthamoeba castellanii str. Neff is the source of this 399-nucleotide messenger RNA. Its product is annotated as SNARE domain containing protein. The coding region runs from base 1 to 399 and encodes 132 amino acids. The record is from RefSeq and is a predicted model, not a curated record. The transcript has 5 exons. NCBI's taxonomy places the organism in Eukaryota, Discosea, Longamoebia, Acanthamoebidae.